AUGUCUUACACAAUCGCCUAUGACGUUGCCCUUGCGCCGGCGCGCGGGCCAGCCAUUGUUGCUUUCAUGGAGGACUUCUACCGCACCAGUGAUACCGAGUCUUUGCACGAGAAGUAUUUACAAAGCUUUACUGAAGAUGCCACUCUGAUUAUGGGGCCGAAGGAGGCUAAGGGUGCUGCUGAGAUCCUCCCCCUGCGCCAUGGUCUCUGGACGCACGUCGCCUCACGCCAACACACUCCAACACGAAUCUUCUUCGGCGGCGAGAACGAGAUUAUGCUCUACGGUGGUGUGAAAUACCGACUCAAGGCUGAUCCUGAGAGGGAUGUCUAUGUGCCCUGGGCUGGGCGGGUGGUAUUUGCGCCGCAGAAGGAGGGAGAGCCUGUGAAGAUGCAGUUCUAUCAGGUUUAUCUGGAUCCGUCUGCGCAGUCGGGUAAGAAAUAA
This is a messenger RNA of Penicillium subrubescens, 441 nucleotides long. RefSeq lists its product as uncharacterized. Lineage: Eukaryota; Fungi; Ascomycota; Eurotiomycetes; Eurotiales; Aspergillaceae. The transcript has 3 exons. Bases 1 to 441 code for a protein of 146 amino acids. The record is from RefSeq and is a predicted model, not a curated record.